This is a messenger RNA of Columba livia (rock pigeon), 746 nucleotides long. It is a transcript of the gene TAF10, whose product is annotated as TATA-box binding protein associated factor 10. Gene Ontology annotation, molecular function: RNA polymerase II general transcription initiation factor activity; promoter-specific chromatin binding. Lineage: Eukaryota; Metazoa; Chordata; Aves; Columbiformes; Columbidae. The coding region runs from base 58 to 678 and encodes 206 amino acids. The transcript is spliced from 5 exons. Gene Ontology annotation, biological process: transcription initiation at RNA polymerase II promoter. The record is from RefSeq and is a predicted model, not a curated record. Gene Ontology annotation, cellular component: transcription factor TFIID complex; SAGA complex; nucleus.
GCCAGCGGGGCACCGGGGCCGCGCGCAGGCGCGGGGCCGCGCGGGCGGUGUCGGGCGAUGAGCGGCAGCGCCGAUCUGGAUCCCGCGGCCCCGGCCCCGGCCGCCCCCGCGCCGCCGGCCCCCGCGCCCGCCGCCGACAACAAGCCCAGCCCGGCCGCCGGCGGCAGCGGCGUUCCCGGGGCGCCCCCGGGCGCGGGGGGCGGCGCGGCGCGGGGGGCCGAGGGCGGAGCGGCCGGCGGGAGGGGGCCCGCGCCCGUCUCAGCCGCAGUGGCCGCGGCCCCCCCGGAAGGGGCCAUGUCCAACGGGGUCUACGUGCCACCCGGCGCGGCCAACGGGGACGUGAAGCCGGUGGUGUCCACGACGCCGCUUGUCGACUUCCUGAUGCAGCUGGAGGAUUACACACCCACGAUCCCAGACGCUGUCACGGGCUAUUACCUCAACAGAGCAGGAUUUGAGGCCUCCGACCCACGCAUCAUCCGCUUGAUCUCUCUGGCCGCACAGAAGUUUAUUUCUGACAUCGCCAACGACGCGCUGCAGCACUGCAAGAUGAAGGGAACGGCCUCGGGCAGCUCCCGCAACAAGAGCAAGGAUAAGAAAUACACGCUGACCAUGGAAGACCUGACGCCAGCACUUGCGGAAUACGGCAUCAAUGUGAAAAAGCCGCAUUACUUCACAUAAAGACUGAGGGGUUGUCACUGGGAGCUUUUCUGGGGUUAGUUCGGUGCCAUUAAACAGCCGGGCAGGUC